Molecule: messenger RNA, 3435 nt
Organism: Alternaria burnsii
Lineage: Eukaryota; Fungi; Ascomycota; Dothideomycetes; Pleosporales; Pleosporaceae
Exons: 8
Coding region: 1-3435 (1144 amino acids)
Source: RefSeq, a predicted model, not a curated record
AUGCCGUUGUCCGUCUCAGCGUCGGCUCUCCCGUCUUUUCGGAAGCAGCAUCUUCUCGUCGAGUUCUCCCGUCUGCGCUAUGCACAGCUUGAUGGCAUCUUCUUGAGUAUCACACCUGGCGACCCGUCGCUGUGGUUUGGUGUAAUAUUCGUGCGAAAAGGACCAUAUGCGCCCGCAGUCUUACGCUUCCAAAUAUCUUUUCCACCCAGCUAUCCUGCCAUACCACCCCUCGUGACCUUCUCUACCGAUGUCUUUCACCCGCUGCUCACGCCACUUACCACGUAUACUUACACGACUGGAUCCGCCGACACGGAUACCGUAAGUGCAACAGACGAGGAACGGCUACCACCUGGAGGGUUCAGUUUACGACACGGCUUUCCACACUGGUUCGGCAGAGCUCGACGGUCUGUACCAAAUUCUCGUGAUGUCAGUGCAUCUUCAAAUGUACUUCCUAUGCGUUCCGACUCCAAUGUUACCCCUGGUGUCCUCGGCGGUUCCCAGCCAACGGCCGAAUACUCCAUCGUACGCAUGCUAGAGUACAUCCGCUCGACAUUUAGUGAAGAAUCAAUAUUGGACUCACUCCCGUUAGAGGCAGCUGCGAACCCAGGUGCCUACCACGCGUGGCGGGCGCAUCGGGCUCCAGUAUUGCAAUCUCAACAGUCAAAUCCAACAUCUCCAAGCCUUGAGCCUCCCACAGCGGAGAAUCCAGAAGGUGCAUCUGCACUUGGACGCAACCGACGUCCAGGAGAGUGGAACUGGGAAGGAGUAUGGGAAGAUCGCGUAAGAAAAGCAGUCAAGGCUAGUAUAUCUGAGCCAGUCCUAUUCGGCACUGGCGCUGGGGAAGACAUAAUUCGCUUUCGCGAAGCGGACGACGAGAUGCAUGAGCAGAUGAAGAAGCAAAUGGAAGUCGCUGCCGCACAAAUUGGUGAGGCGUAUUUACGCAUUGGCUACUCUUCUUAUCCAUCCCCAUUCCGUUUGACAUUGACGUCAUUGCGCGUUGAGAGACCACGCGCUUUGGAGACAACUCGUGGUGAGAGUGAGCGCACCGCGGUGACUGAGCUUCCGUUUGUUGCUGUUUCGAGCGAAUCCACGAUGAUCACAACGAUAACAGCUGGUGGUGUCUUCUCGGACCGCACACCUCUAUGCCCACCCCCACUCACCAUCCAGAAAAAGUCGCGCAAAGCAACUUUUCGACGGCGGAUAUUUCGUAAGUCGACCCCUACCUCCAGCGACGACCAGUACGUAUUCGGGCCGCUAGACGAUAUCAUCGACGAGAUCAAAAGCGAUAUUUGGGGGUUACCACCCGACUAUAGCUUCGAGUCGUCCGUGUUUGACUGGGCACGCCCACUCAAAGCACCGUGGAGUGUAACACCUCUUCCCGUCAGUCGCACUCCCAGCGACCAUCCUCUGACAAUACGAAAGAAUAGAAACAGCCGCUCGUCAGCCUCAGGCUCAAGCCUAGGACAUUCGAUGGCGUCUCCGCGCAACAACAGCUAUGACGAGCCCGAGAGCGGCGGCCCGGUACGUUCCGUGUACACCACUGAAUUUCCCCCCUGGCCCUCGACCGACAUGCUGUCGAGCAAGGCUAUGCAUGCAUCCAAGCCUCCUGAUUUUGCUGCUGGCGCUGAACACAUGAGCGCACAACAGGCUCUUGAGAAAGUGAAUAGCAAACCUGAACACCGUGCUGAGCCUCCAAAGCGGCGUAUGUCCAAAUUGCGGCUUUUCACAAAUGGUCUGCCCCUCUUGCGUCGCCAGAAUACCGGAGAUACGAGCGUUGGUGUUGGCGAUACGCCAGAUUCAAGCUCGCCAACGGGCACUACAUCGCUUGCAUUUCAUGUUGGGAUCGAGGAAGGUUCAUCGGUAGAGUAUCCGGGCGACGAAGCUGUCGAGGCUUACUUGCUACGUAAUGCCCGCAAUGGAGAGAAGUUCAGCUCCAUUAUGGGCCGCAUUGCCAAGCGUCUUCCUUCCCCUACGGACUUUGAUCACGAGACAUCCGAUGCACAAGUGUCAGGCUCAACCUCACUAUUGCCGACUACUCUUCGGGCAGCGAUUAGACUGUUCCCAGAGGAAAAGCUUGUUACCGAGGAGUACCAAGAGCUCGGCGUCGCUAUUGAUAUCGAGGGUGUCCUGUACAACCGAACCCCUCUGCCUGAUACCGGGAUCGAUGUGAUCUUCGUGGUAGACAACGGGUACUAUGUCACCACAGCUUGUCUGGAGAGGUCAUUGGACGCUGUCAAUGGAGCCUUGCAUCAUCUUGGCCAUGAAGAUCGCCUGGCUCUAUACACCACUCAUUGCACCCACCGUGAUGUCACUGGAAACAGGCCAGAGGUACUGUACCCGCUUCAAUCCGUGUGUGCGGAUGUCGAAGAGAUAUUCCAAGAGUUGACGUCGGGGAUCGCACAGUCGGGUUCGCAGCUAUGGGACCCGCCUCGUCCCAACCCCUCGAUGACCGACGUCAUCCUUGGCAUAGCCAGAUCUAUGCAAGGCAAACACCUGAAGGCUGGUCUUACUCAUAUCAUCGUGCUCUCUCCUGCAGCCCAUGUUCUACAUGACGUGUCGAAGACAUCUCCAGGCCUUUACAUCCAUCGCAUCAGUCCUGCGCUUCUUCCCUAUCGUCGCGAGCCAGACUUUCAAGACACCGUCUGCCUUGAAGAUUGCUGCAAGAAUGUGCUCGCCAGUAACUGGUGCAAGUACCAAUCCACCUCUGGUCGCAUCAAGCGCAUUUUGAAGAAUGCUCGGUCUGAGAAGCCCGUCGGCGAGCUGACUGACUUGAGCGUUGAAAUUCGGCCCAAGUCAGGCUGUGAGGUCCUGGAUGUGUACGGACGCAAGGCAAUCCCUCAUCUGUUCCCAGGACAAGUUCACACACUCUUCACUCGUCUUCGCAUCAAAAAGGCUGAGACCCAGAGUGUCAAGCUUGACUCCGACGAUCCUAUUCUCAAUUCGAGUUUAGACGCCAAUGGACUAAGACAGGAGCUACUAAAUGCCGUCCGCGUGGGUGCGACUAAGGUACACAUCCUAGACGUACAGGUACUACACCACACUUCACUUCACGGUGCACGAUCCUGGAUCUACACAGAGAGUCCACUAAUUCUCACACGCGAGCUUGGUGGUCUAACACCUCCCCAGGAUACAUCCAUGGAGUUCUACAGGCGUCAAAUUUUCUUCAGCCUCGUCCAAGGGUCGGCAAAUGAGGCUAAAAUCAUGGCAGAAAAGACUCUUGGUACCCUCCCUGAGUAUCAUGAACAAGCAAAGAAGCUGCUUAAGCGCAUGGCGCAAGAAGUCGAGUGUCACAUCGCGAUCCGCGAAUAUGAGAAGAAACACCGACAGAGGCUUCCACUGUGCCCCGGUCCCAUUGAGAUGGAGGGACCCCACGAGUGGCUUGACGAUGUGUGGACACGCAAGAAGAAUAAGCGCAGUGGCGUAGAUAUGGCCUGA